Arvicola amphibius (Eurasian water vole) is the source of this 607-nucleotide messenger RNA. Its product is annotated as mitochondrial pyruvate carrier 2-like. Gene Ontology annotation, molecular function: pyruvate transmembrane transporter activity. Gene Ontology annotation, cellular component: mitochondrial inner membrane. Bases 45 to 428 code for a protein of 127 amino acids. The record is from RefSeq and is a predicted model, not a curated record. The transcript has a single exon. Gene Ontology annotation, biological process: pyruvate import into mitochondria. NCBI's taxonomy places the organism in Eukaryota, Metazoa, Chordata, Mammalia, Rodentia, Cricetidae.
UCGCUCCUACUUAGCUGCUGUCGAUCCCGACCGACGCCGCCGAGAUGGCAGCUGCCGGCGCCCGAGGCCUGCGGGCCUCCUACCACCGAUUCAUGGAUAAAGUGGAGUUGUUGUUGCUGGAGAAAUUGAGGCCGCUAUACAACCACCCGGCAGGCCCCAGAACAGUUUUUUUCUGGGCUCCAAUAAUGAAAUGGGGAUUGGUGUGUGCAGGAUUAGCUGACAUGGCCAGACCUGCAGAGAAACUCAGCACAGCUCAGUCCACUGUGCUGAUGGCUACAGGAUUUAUUUGGUCAAGGUACUCACUUGUAAUUAUACCCAAAAAUUGGAGUUUGUUCGCUGUUAAUUUCUUUGUGGGGUCAGCAGGAGCCUCUCAGCUGUUUCGUAUUUGGAGAUAUAAUCAAGAACUCAAAGCUAAAGGAAUCCAGUAGGAGUUCCUGAUCACCUGAAACAUCCAGAUGUGGACAGAAACAUUGGAACCUAGUUUAUUUAAUUAUUGAUAGGUGAUGAUAACUGUCCUGAUAACAUUUGAAAAGAAUGAAAAGAAUCUAACUGUAAUUAAUAGCUAGCACUUGACUCCACAGAAAAAUAAAGCAAACUUUUAAUAACA